Molecule: messenger RNA, 2488 nt
Organism: Cyanistes caeruleus (blue tit)
Lineage: Eukaryota; Metazoa; Chordata; Aves; Passeriformes; Paridae
Source: RefSeq, a predicted model, not a curated record
AUGGCUCCGGAGGGGACACCGGGCACGGAUCGGGACCGCAGUGUGGCCCUCAGCCCGUCCUGGUGGCCCUCAGCUUAUCCUGGUGGCCCUCAGCCCAUCCUGGUGGCCCUCAGCCCGUCCUGGUGGCCCUCAGCCCAUUCUGGUGGCCCUCAGCCCAUUCUGCAGCCGGGAGCGGCCCCGGGGGGGUCCCUGGGGGUCCCCGGAGGGAUCCCUGGGGCAUCCCUGGGGGUCCCCGGGGGAAUCCUUGGGGCAUCCCUGGGGGUCCCCGGAGGGAUCCCUGGAGCAUCCCUGGGGGUCCCUGGGGCAUCCCUGGGGGUCCCCGGGGGAAUCUCGGGGGGAUCCCUGGGGGUCCCCGGGGGGAUCUCGGGGGGAUCCCUGGGGGUCCCCGGGGGGAUCUCGGGGGGAUCUCCUGCCCCUUCCCUCGGGCACGGAGACAAAUCCCAUCCUCUGCUCGUCCCUCCCGCCCCGCUCAGGGAGGUGAAGACGGAGCCCGAGGAGGACAAACCCCCGCGGCAGAACCUUCUGGAAGAGCCCGCUGGGGGCGGCUCCAGCGCCCAGGGAUGCGAGGAGGAGAAGCCCCCGAGGACGGGCUGCGAGUCCCGGGGGGAAGGAGCCACCCUGGAGCUCGGAGGGGUCCCGAGCUCGGAGCUGGGGCUCCAGCUGCUGCUCUUCGAUAAGAAGAAGCCGCACAGGUGCGAGGAGUGCGGGAAGAGCUUCCGCAAGAAGCGUUACCUGAACCUCCACAGCAGAAUCCACAGCGGGGAGAGACCCUUCAAGUGCGGGGAGUGCGGGAAGAGCUUCAGGGUGAGCUCCAACCUGACGGUGCACCUGCGGAUCCACAGCGGGGAGAGGCCCUACGAGUGCGAGAAAUGCCACAAGAGCUUCCAGAGGAGCUCCAGCCUCAUCAGGCACAAGCGGAUCCACACGGAGCAGAGACCUUUCCGCUGCCCCGAGUGCGGGAAGGGCUUCGGGAAGGACUCCACGCUCGUCGCCCACCUGAGGAUCCACAGCGGGGAGAGACCCUUCAAGUGCGAGGAGUGCGGGAAGAGGUUCAGGGUGAACUCCAACCUGGUCACCCACCAGAGGAGCCACAACAGGGAGAGGCCCUACGAGUGUGAGAAAUGCUCCAGGAGGUUCCAGAGCAGCUUCAGGCUCCUCCAGCACCAGCAGGUCCACACGGAGGAGAGACCCCACCGGUGCCCCGAGUGCGGGAAGGGCUUCAGGAAAAAAUCCCAGCUCGUGGCCCACCGGCAAACCCACAGCGAGGAGAGACCCCACGAGUGCCCCGAGUGCGGGAAGGGCUUCAGGAAGAUCCACGCGCUGGUGUCCCACCUGCGGAUCCACACCGGGGAGAGGCCCUACGAGUGCGAGAAGUGCCGCAAGAGCUUCCAGAGCAGCUCGCACCUGCUGCGGCACCAGACCAUCCACACGGGCGAGAGGCCCUUCCGCUGCCCCGACUGCGGGAAGCGCUUCAACCGCAACUCCAACCUGACGGCCCACCGGCGCAUCCACAGCGGGGAGAGGCCCUUCAGGUGCGAGAAGUGCCCCAGGAGGUUCCGCACCAGCACCACGCUGCUGCGGCACCGCUGGAUCCACGCGGGCGAGUGGCCCUUCCGCUGCCGCGACUGCGGGAAGGGAUUCAGGAGCGGCGCCCACCUGGUGAGGCACCGCAGGAUCCACAGCGGGGAGAAACCCUACGAGUGUCCCCAGUGCGGGAAGGGAUUCGCGCAGAGCUCCAACAUGAGCCGGCACCGGCGGAGCCACCAGGGAGGGGAGAGCUGCGGCCCCCGCCGGUGAUCCACGGUGAUCCACGGUGAUCCACGGUGAUCCACAGUGAUCUGUGUUGGUUCCUGGUGGUCCCUGGUGAUCCGUGGAGAUCCAUGAAUGAGCCCCGCAGAUGAUCCCCAGUGAUCCACGGUGAUCCUGGGUGAUUCCUGGUGAUCCGUGGUGGUCCCUGGUGAUCCCUGGUGGUCCCCAGUGAUCCGUGGAGAUCCGCGGAUGAGCCCCACGGAUGAUCCCUGGUGAUCCUGGGUGAUCCAUGGUGAUUCCUGGUGAUCUGUGGUGGUUCCUGGUGAUCUGUUGUGGUCCCCAGUGAUCCGUGGAGAUCCAUGGAUGAGCCCCGCAGAUGAUCCCCAGUGAUCCGCGGUGUUUCCUGGUGAUCCUGGGUGAUCCAUGGUGAUUCCCAGUGAUCCCUGGUGAUCCAUGGAGAUCCGCGGAUGAGCCCCAGUGAUCUGUGGUGAUCCAUGGUGAUUCCCAGUGAUCCGUGGUGAUCCAUGGAGAUCCACGGAUGAGCCCCGCGGAUGAUCCCCAGUGAUCCGUGGUGAUCCCUGGUGGUCCCCGGUGAUCCCUGGUGAGCCCCAAAUGAUCCCCGGUGAUCCCUGCCGGGAACGCUCCUGCCCGGGGGUCUCCGGCUCCCCGGGGUCUGCGUUUCCUCCCCGCUGCUCUUUGUGUUUCCAACACCGGGAUGGCAAUAAAGGCGUUGAAUUUA